AUAUAUAUGGCUCAUCUGGUCUUCUCACCAUUCUCAUCAAAUUAACAAACCCGCUAGCUAUGGCAAGACUUGUGAAGUCCUCAGCACCCCUGUUUGUUUUUCUCGUUCUCUAUACGCUUCUUGUGUCAGAAGUGAGUGGAAACGGCGGAAGGAUGGUAGGCGGGAGAGCCAAGGUGAAUGAUGUGAAGAAUAACAAGGAGAUUCAGGAGCUGGGAAGGUUCUCCGUGAAGGAGUUCAACAACCACAGGAGCACGUACGGGAAAGGUGGCGAAGUUGGAGAGCUGAUGUUCUCUGAAGUGGUGGAGGCACAGACGCAGGUGGUUUCUGGGCUCAAGUAUUAUUUAAAGAUUGAGGUAACCACACAGAGUGAAGAGAAGCUUGUGUUUGAUUCGGUGCUUGUGGUCAAACCUUGGCUUCGAUCCAAGGAGUUGCUUUCCUUUGAGCCUUCCAUUGGACUGAGGGUAAGAAAAUGAGAAACUGAAACGAAGAUAAUCAAGAUCUUGAGGUCUUCAAUUGUGAUAAUCAGCUGUAACAACAUGAGUUGAAGAGAUUAAGUAAUCUCUGUUGUCUUUGUUUUACGAGUCUAUGUAAUAACCAUGUUCAUAUAUGUUAACUGUGGGUGCUCAAGAAAUUUAUAUGAAUAAAUGAAAUAAUUAUUUAUAGCC
Molecule: messenger RNA, 665 nt
Organism: Populus euphratica (Euphrates poplar)
Lineage: Eukaryota; Viridiplantae; Streptophyta; Magnoliopsida; Malpighiales; Salicaceae
Product: cysteine proteinase inhibitor B-like
Exons: 1
Coding region: 60-473 (137 amino acids)
Molecular function (GO): cysteine-type endopeptidase inhibitor activity
Source: RefSeq, a predicted model, not a curated record